Molecule: messenger RNA, 2239 nt
Organism: Larimichthys crocea (large yellow croaker)
Lineage: Eukaryota; Metazoa; Chordata; Actinopteri; Sciaenidae
Gene: ankmy2a
Product: ankyrin repeat and MYND domain containing 2a
Exons: 10
Coding region: 151-1425 (424 amino acids)
Molecular function (GO): protein binding
Source: RefSeq, a predicted model, not a curated record
CAGUGGAACAUUCCAACUGACAGCUCGGCUCGAGCUAGCUUUUCACCACACACACACACGCGCUGUGGAAACAACUGCGAUUAAAGCGAGUUAUUUAAUCAAGAAAUUCAACUUUUAUUCGCUUUAAAUUCAAACUGUUAAUCUCUCAACAUGUCCGCACCAAAGAAGGGAGACUUGUCUUCAAGCGAGAAGGAGUUGUUUGAGGUUAUCACGGCAGGAAACGUUCAAGAGGCCUCGAGGCUGCUGGGCUGUAAGGAUGUCCGAGUCAACUGUUUGGAUGAGUAUGGGAUGACCCCUCUCAUGCACGCCGCGUACAAAGGGAAAGCCGACAUGUGCAAGCUGCUGCUGCAACACGGAGCCGACGUGAACUGUAACGAACAUGAGCACGGAUACACGGCGCUGAUGUUCGCCGGCCUGUCAGGUAAGACCGACAUCACGUGGAUGAUGUUGGACGCGGGGGCGGAAACCGACGUGGUCAACUCCGUGGGAAGGACCGCCGCACAGAUGGCCGCCUUUGUUGGGCAACACGACUGUGUCACCGUCAUCAACAACUUCUUCUCCCGCGCCAGGCUGGAUUACUACACCAAGUCACAGGGUUUGGAGAAGGAGCCCAAGCUGCCCUCCAAACUGGCCGGACCCCUUCAUAAGGUCAUCAUGAGCACCAACCUGAACCCCGUCAAGAUGGUGAUGCUGGUGAAGGAGAACCCGCUGCUGGCGGAGGCGGAGGCUCUGGAAAAAUGCCGCCGGGUGAUGGAGCUCAUCUGCGAGAAGUGCAUCAAGCAGCAGGACAUGAAUGAGGUGCUGGCCAUGAAGAUGCACUACAUCAGCUGCGUGCUGGGAAAGUGUGCCUCCUUCCUCAAAGACCGCGAGGACAAGCUGGACGGCCUCAUCAAGAGUUUGCUGAAGGGUCGAGACGGCGACGGCUUCCCCGUGUACCAAGAGAAGUUCAUCAGGGAGUGCAUCCGCAAGUUUCCUUACUGUGACGCCACUCUGCUGCAGCAGCUGGUGCGGAGUGUCGCUCCUGUGGAGAUUGGUAACGACCCCACAGCUCUGUCAGUGCUGACUCAGGCCAUCACGGGUCAGGUCGGCUUCAUGGACGCAGAGUUUUGUACCUCCUGUGGAGAGAAGGGAGCCGAGAAGAGAUGCUCCAUCUGUAAAAUGGUGAUCUACUGUGGCCAAGCCUGUCAAAAGAUGCACUGGUUCACCCACAAGAAAGUUUGCAAGACUCUCCAAGAGCAGCGAGAGAAGCAAGAGGCCGAAUCAGCCAAACUGAGGAUGCAGCAGAGCAACGAGGAGAGCAGCGGCGUGCAGGAGGCCUCAGACUCCAUGCAGGAGCUCUCGGUGGACGCCAGCAGCGAGGCCGCCUCUUCAGACUCUGCAGCGGAAACCUCGAACCCCGCUCCCAUCGCGGCUGCUGACAACUGAGGAACACCGAACAGCCAGCUACUCCAGAAUCCAUCCACACACGCUCCACAGACGGACAGCAGACUGGCAAGUGAGACUGAAAGCCAGACAAAGACUGGUCCAGCUCGGAGACGAGAUAUUUAUUACUGACGGACUGUCACAAAGGCAGGGAGACACUAAAGCAUACGAGGGAGGUUUGUGCCACAGCGGUUCAUCGUUUUGUCAUUUUUAUAUGUUCAUUUUUCGGACGGUUUUGUCGUACGUGAAUGUGAAAAUAACAUAGGCUGAUGUGUUUGUGGUAGAGGUCACUGGGAGGGUAAAGACGUGAACGAUGGGACGUAAUUCUGCCUUAAGAAACCGUAGCAACCCGCGCAGGAAGGAAGUGACCGUGUAGCCGUUUGUUUGCCGUGUACUUGAUUUGUUAUGGGGCCGUUUUGUUUUGUACUUGAUAACCUCCAUGAUUGUGAGUGGAUAGCAUGGCUGCACAAUAUUGACCAAAAAAAAAAGUAUAUUUUUAAAUAUAAACAAUUUACUCUUAGCGUAUCAUGACAGACGUUAAAGCUCAGGAUUUACCCAACGGUAACAAAAUGAAGGGUUCUUUUUUUUUUUUCACUCCAUAAAAUAUAAAACGUGUCGAUCAUUGUAACACAGCACAAGAACAUCAUGACCAGGACACAAAGGUUUUAUGUUUGUUUUUGGUUCUUUCAUUUAUUGUGUAGCCUGAUCGGACACAGACCGGUCCAACGGGGCUUUGUUUGUCCUCAGCACUGAUCAUUUCCAAUAUGUCCAACAACUUGAGCUUAAUCACAUGAAAUAAAGACCAACUUCAUCAAGG